Messenger RNA from Rattus rattus (black rat), 1151 nucleotides. RefSeq names its product carboxypeptidase Q (gene Cpq). Bases 146 to 1129 code for a protein of 327 amino acids. The record is from RefSeq and is a predicted model, not a curated record. Gene Ontology annotation, molecular function: metallodipeptidase activity. The transcript is spliced from 5 exons. NCBI's taxonomy places the organism in Eukaryota, Metazoa, Chordata, Mammalia, Rodentia, Muridae. Gene Ontology annotation, biological process: peptide catabolic process; thyroid hormone generation; proteolysis.
UGGAGGCCCGCCCUGUGGAUCCAGCACUUCAGAGCGACCUCCCGGUCCCGCCUCCCGGAUGUACCCGUAGUCCGCAGUCCUCACCCGGAGUUGCGGUUGCUGCUCUGCAGAACCUCGUGACCAGGAAGAAAAGAAACUAGGGACAAUGAGGUUCCUUUUCUUCCUGUUCGUUGCUGUUGUUCACCUUUUCUCCUUGGGCUCUGGAAAAGCUAUAUACAAGAGUGGUGUUUCUCAGCGAACAUUUCAAGAAAUAAAAGAAGAAAUAGCCAACUAUGAAGAUGUUGCUAAAGCAAUUAUCAACCUUGCUGUUUAUGGAAAAUACCAGAACCGGUCGUAUGAGCGUUUGGGACUUCUAGUUGAUACUGUUGGACCCAGACUGAGUGGCUCUAAGAACCUAGAGAAAGCUAUCCAAAUCAUGUACCAAAACCUGCAACAAGAUGGGCUGGAAAAUGUCCACCUGGAGCAGGUCAGAAUACCCCACUGGGAGAGGGGCGAAGAAUCUGCAGUGAUGGUGGUGCCUCGAAUUCACAAGUUGGCUAUUUUAGGCCUUGGCGGCAGCAUUGGAACUCCUCCUGAAGGUAUCACAGCAGAAGUACUCGUGGUGGCCUCUUUUGUUGAACUUCAAAGAAGGGCAUCAGAGGCACGAGGGAAGAUCGUUGUUUAUAACCAGCCUUACACUGACUAUGGGAAAACUGUGCAGUACCGGGAGCGAGGAGCUGUGGAAGCUGCCAAGGUGGGGGCCGUGGCAUCCCUCAUCCGAUCAGUAGCUUCUUUUUCCAUCUACAGUCCUCACACAGGUCAUCAAGGAUAUCAAGAUGGUGUGCCCAAGAUUCCAACAGCCUGUAUCACAAUAGAAGAUGCAGAAAUGAUGUCUCGAAUGGCUUCUCGUGGGGACAAAAUUGUCAUUCAUCUGGAAAUGGGAGCAAAGACCUAUCCAGAUACGGAUUCCUUCAACACUGUUGCAGAGAUCACUGGGAGCAAGUAUCCAGAGGAAGUUGUCCUGGUCAGUGGACAUCUGGACAGCUGGGACGUUGGGCAGGGUGCCCUGGAUGAUGGCGGUGGAGCCUUCAUAUCAUGGGAAGCACUCUCACUUGUUAAAGAUCUUGGUAAAUAUUUAGAAAGUCUUUAAACCACAUGUGAUUGUCUCAAUA